AUGGUGAACGUGCGAGAGGUCGAUUUAGGCAGCCGUACGAUCCGGAUCUUCGAGCUCGAGGACGCGCGCGAUUCGGAGACGGGGAAAUCCGUGACGGGUGCGUGGGUGUGGGACGCGUCUCUGGUCUUCGCCGCGUGGCUCGGCGCGCACGGAAAGGCGUGGCCGGAAGGGUCAUGUAAAGACCUAAGGGUGCUGGAGCUGGGAGCGGGUUUAGGAGUCGUCGGGCUCGCCGCGGCGGCUUUAGGAGCGCGCGUGCUCCUGACGGACCGCGAUAUCAGGUGUAUGCGCGGGAUCAGGCGGAACAUUGCGGAAAACGCGCUCGAGGGGAGGGCGUUUGCGGCGCAGCUGGAAUGGGGAGAGGGCUUGCCGAGGCAGGUGCAUCUGGGGGAGGAGUUACCUAGGAGGGCGGAUUCUGGGGAGGAUGCGCAUAGGCGGACAUCUGGCAGUGCGGAAUUGGCGGAGACGGAUGGGGAGGUCGGCGGGCGGCGGGGAGGGAACACUGGAGCGUGCGGGGAUGGGGGGAGCGAAGGAGAGAGGGAGGAGAGAGAGACGGAUACCGGAGCAGCUGCUAUCCUACCAUUAUCUGCUCAUGGUGUGGGUGCUUGUGGUGGUGAUGGUGGUGCUACGGCUGCUCCUGCUGUUGACACGACAGCAGGAGCAGUGAGAGCAUCAGGAGAGCAAGCAGGAGCAGAAGCACCGCUGGCGGAGACUUUAGGAGCGUUGAGUGUGAAUGGAGGGGAAGGAGGAGUCGCCGAAUCUGAGCCGUUGGAUGUCGAGGAUUUUGUGAAGGAUCUAGAUCUGAUCGUUGGAUCGGAUAUCACGUACGAGGCGGAUCAGAUGCCCGCCCUCUGCCGCACGAUCAAGCAGCUGGCGGGACCUCGCACUAGGGCGGCGCAUGGCGGGCCAUGGGAUGGGAGUGUAAGCACUCAAGCGGUGUAUCAGAGGCACGAGUCAUAUGAGCGGUACAUGAGAGGGAGGGCACCUUGGGUCGAGCGCUUAGAGUUUGUAUCGCAAGGGGUGUCUCAAGCACCUCGCAAGGGGUGUCUCAAGCACGGGGUGUCUCAAGCACCUCGCAAGGGGUGUCUCAAGCACCUCGCAAGGGGUGUCUCAAGCACCUCGCAAGGGGUGUCUCAAGCACCUCGCAAGGGGUGUCUCAAGCACCUCGCAAGGGGUGUCUCAAGCACCUCGCAAGGGGUGUCUCAAGCACCUCGCAAGGGGUGUCUCAAGCACCUCGCAAGGGGUCCGCUCCUCCCUCCCCUUAACCGCUCCUCCCUCCCCUUAACCGCUCCUCCCGCUUCUCCCUUCCCCUUCCCCCUCCGACCUGCGCCCCCCCAAACUCUCCACCCCCCUCCCUCCCCCCGUCAGAUAUUCAUAGCAGUGGAGCUGCGCCCGUCCACGCCCCAGUGUUUCCAAGCCAUGGCAGCACAGGGCCUCACGUGGAGGGCCGUGGAGCAGAGCGAUCUGGACCCCCGCUGGGCAGUGGAGCAGGGCCACCUGCAGCAGGGCGACCUGCAGCAGGGCGACCUGGAGCAGCAGGGCGACCUGGAGCAGGGCGACCUGGAGCAGGGCGACCUGGAGCAGGGCGACCUGGAGCAGGGCGAUCUGGAGCAGAGCGACCUGAAUCCCCGUGGAGCAGGGCUGUCUCGGGCAGUGCCAUCCGGAGCAGUGUCAUCUGGGGCAGUGCCAUCUGGGGCAGUGCCAUCUGGGGCAGUGCCAUCUGGGGCAGUGCCAUCUGGGGCAGUGCCAUCUGGGGCAGUGCCAUCUGGAGCAGUGUCAUCUGGGGCAGUGCCAUCUGGGGCAGUGCCAUCUGGGGCAGUGCCAUCUGGGGCAGUGCCAUCUGGGGCAGUGCCAUCUGGGGCAGUGCCAUCUGGAGCAGUGUCAUCUAGGGCAGUGCCAUCUGGGGCAGUGCCAUUUGGGGCAGGGCGACCUGGACCCCUGCUGCUGCUGCGGCAACUUUUAGGCCUUCGAGUUCAUCAUGUGAUGUUGCAGUGGCAUUAA
Molecule: messenger RNA, 1998 nt
Organism: Closterium sp. Naga37s-1
Lineage: Eukaryota; Viridiplantae; Streptophyta; Zygnematophyceae; Desmidiales; Closteriaceae
Source: the annotation of a GenBank genome assembly